ACAGGAAACGCGAUGUCCCGCCAGUUUCUUUUGAACGCAUAUCGCGCGGCCAUUGGCUCUGUUACGAGCAUACGUCACACAUCAGCCAAUCACAUAUAUCCGUACCCUUGACGUGCUGCGCGUGCUAGCCUUUAAAAACAGGCGCACCGAAACGGCCGGCACAUUCUGUACGGAACGCAGAAGAGAUCGCAGCCAUGGCAAGAACCAAACAGACCGCUCGCAAGUCCACCGGUGGCAAAGCCCCGAGGAAGCAGCUCGCCACCAAAGCCGCCCGUAAGAGCGCUCCCGCCACCGGCGGCGUGAAGAAGCCCCAUCGUUACAGGCCCGGCACCGUGGCGCUGAGAGAGAUCCGCCGCUACCAGAAGUCCACCGAGCUGCUCAUCCGCAAACUGCCUUUCCAGCGCCUGGUGAGAGAGAUCGCUCAGGACUUCAAGACCGACCUGCGCUUCCAGAGCUCCGCCGUCAUGGCCCUGCAGGAGUCCAGCGAGGCUUAUCUGGUCGGUCUGUUCGAGGACACGAACCUGUGUGCCAUCCACGCCAAGAGGGUCACCAUCAUGCCCAAAGACAUUCAGCUGGCGCGUCGCAUCCGCGGAGAACGCGCUUAAGUCCCGCGUUUAUGGCAUGAACUCUAACGGCUCUUUUAAGAGCCACCACAUCCACUGAACGACUCCAUUUCCAAUGUU
Messenger RNA from Triplophysa rosa, 683 nucleotides. Its product is annotated as histone H3-like. The record is from RefSeq and is a predicted model, not a curated record. NCBI's taxonomy places the organism in Eukaryota, Metazoa, Chordata, Actinopteri, Cypriniformes, Nemacheilidae. The transcript has a single exon. Gene Ontology annotation, cellular component: nucleosome. Gene Ontology annotation, molecular function: protein heterodimerization activity; DNA binding; structural constituent of chromatin. The coding region runs from base 195 to 605 and encodes 136 amino acids.